Molecule: messenger RNA, 542 nt
Organism: Aedes aegypti (yellow fever mosquito)
Lineage: Eukaryota; Metazoa; Arthropoda; Insecta; Diptera; Culicidae
Exons: 2
Coding region: 38-370 (110 amino acids)
Source: RefSeq, a predicted model, not a curated record
UUCAUAUCUGGAGCAACACACUCAAUUUGAAUUAAAAAUGAAGGUUUUCAUCGCAGUCGUUGCCCUAACCCUUGCGGUUGCCUCCCAAGCAUCGUACAUUCCGGAGGCGGCUGCCUAUUCGUCGUGGCCAGUUAGUACCUCUGUGUGGCCACCGAACGGAGUCUAUGGAAAAGGACUUCACAACGACUGGUCGUACGCUAAUGCCAACAACUGGAACGCUUAUCCUUCUGUCAACUCGUGGUCUUCUGCUUGGACUCCCUACGGAUACAACAAUGGCCUCUAUGGUCGCAAGACCGUUGUCCAAGCCAAUGUGGCCAAGUCAGCGUAUCCAUGGGGACUGCCCUGGGGAACUUAUGGCAAUGCUGCUUGAGUCUACGGUUGGGGACACAAUGGUGGCUAUCUGUCAUCGGUGCCAGUGUCCAAGCAGAUUGCUGCCCCUAAUGGAUUGGUUUAUGCCGCACCAUCAGUUCCAUAUGUUGGACAGAAGUUGAUUGUUGCUUAAAAUGUGAAGGUCGAAAUAAAAGCUUUUGGAAUUUGUAAUA